This is a messenger RNA of Volvox carteri f. nagariensis, 538 nucleotides long. RefSeq lists its product as uncharacterized. The record is from RefSeq and is a predicted model, not a curated record. The transcript has 3 exons. NCBI's taxonomy places the organism in Eukaryota, Viridiplantae, Chlorophyta, Chlorophyceae, Chlamydomonadales, Volvocaceae. Bases 43 to 342 code for a protein of 99 amino acids.
GCCAGACAGACUCAUCUCCCCUUUAACUUUUCAUCAGCAGAGAUGGCCAUGUCCCUGGCUCGCACCGCCUGCAGCGGCGUCGCUGCUCCCCGCAGCGCGACCACCCGCGUCGCUGCAGCCCGGCCAGCUGUUCGCCCAACCCUCAGGACUGUGGGGCAGAAGGCUCCCGCUCCCAGCCGAGGUGUUGCCACCAAGGCCAUCAAUGAGCUGGCCAUGAUUGCUGGCGAGGGCGGCUUCAUUGCCGGCACUGCCCUGACCAUGGUCGGCAUCACCCUCGUGGGCCUGGCUAUUGGCUUCGUUCUCCUCCGCGUGGAGUCCUUGGUUGAGGAGGGCAAGCUCUAAGGAAAGCAGCAUUUCGUUCGUCUUUGCUGGGGAUGCAUGGGGUCUUAUGGCUGGUGAACAACGCUGCCUGAUCGCAGGCACGUUGAUCGAAGGGGCGUAUUUGACGCGUAUUUUUGGGUGCCCAGCCUCUUGGCUGAUUUUCCCGUCGCGCGGCUGUAAUUCGCCGCAAGUUUGGUUGUAACGUCUCAGUGCGCCG